Messenger RNA from Malurus melanocephalus (red-backed fairy wren), 524 nucleotides. RefSeq names its product transcription initiation factor TFIID subunit 4-like. The coding region runs from base 84 to 479 and encodes 131 amino acids. The transcript has 2 exons. NCBI's taxonomy places the organism in Eukaryota, Metazoa, Chordata, Aves, Passeriformes, Maluridae. The record is from RefSeq and is a predicted model, not a curated record.
GUGACACACGUGGCGCCCCGCCCCGAUGCUCCACUUCCGGCCCUGCGUCCAAUCACAUCGCGCCCUUCCCGUGAYGUCACACAAUGGGACGGACAGAGGGCGGGAAAGGGAGCGGUUGCCGCGGCGACGGCGCCCGCUGUGGUCACGCCCACUUUGGGGACCGCGCCCCCUCCAGCCCCUGGGGCUCCUCCGGGUCUUUCCGGGCCACCGCGCCCCGCCCGGGGGUCACCGAGCGCCACCGGCGCCUCCUCCGCGCUCUCUCGAUCCCCCUGAGGGGACCCCUCAGCCCCCCCCGCCCGGGCCUUGACCCCGCCGCGCCCCCGCCCUGUGACGUCAUCACGCCGCGCCCUCCGCUCCAAGAUGGCGGCGGCCGGGCGGGGCUGAACCGGGCCCAGGCAGCCCCCGCGAUGCUGCCCGGUUCCCCCGCGAUGCUGCCCGGUUCCCCCGCGGCCCGGGCCGCUUGUGCGGCUCCCCGGUGAAGCGGAGGAAGGCGGCCCCGCGAUGCUGCGGCGGCUGCUGGAGCG